UGGCUUUGAACUGCAAUCCUCCUGAUUGAUCUCUGCCUCCUGAGUAGCUGGGAUGACAGGCGUGAGCCACCAGCGCUAGCUCCUCAGUACUUUUGUACUACACAGUUUAACAUCUUUUAUGCUGUGUAUUGUCUGUCUUUGAAUGCAGAACAUGUCCCCUCUUGAGAUGCCUAGGACACCUGUAGGGCUCUUAGUGUCCCCUCUUGAGAUGCCUUGGACACCUGUAGAGCUCUCAGUGAUUUCGUCUGCGCCUUUAACACAGUUGCUGAACUAUAGGUUACCUUACAAAAGCAAGCAUCAUUACUGAUUUCUUUUGCGUGUGUACGGUACUGGGGUUUGAACUCAGGGUCCCAUGCUUACUAGGCAGGCGCUCUACCACGUUGAGCCACAACCCCAGCCUAUAAUUACUGGUUUUAUAUCAAGAAUACAAAAUAAAUAAUUCAUCCUGAGCUACCAGCAGCACCGCUAGAACUUUCCCUCUCACCUUUCAUUGAAAGGGAAGCUCCCAGGUAGAACAAAGGAUGCACAAGCUGCCGUUAAAAGAUGCUUGUUGGUUCUGUGUGUAAUUACAAAGAGAAUGUUUAAAUUACGUAAAUAACAUUUAGCUUUUGAAAAGAUUGGUCUGAUACUGUCAACUAACAUAGCCAGACCUGCUGCACUUCUUCUGAUAGAUCUCUUAAAUUAAUCCUGGGCUGUGCUUGUCUCUUCGUUCUUCUCUCAACUGAUCAGACUGCACCCCAAUCCGUGUCCGGCACCGACGGUCGCGCUCCGCUGGGGACAGAUGGGUAGAUCACAAGCCUGCCUCUAAUGUGCAGACUGAAACAGUCAUGCAGCCACACGUCCCGCACGCCAUCACCGUGUCUGUUGCAAAUGAAAAGGCUCUAGCUAAGUGUGAGAAGUACAUGCUGACCCACCAGGAACUAGCUUCCGACGGGGAGAUUGAGACUAAGCUGAUUAAGGGUGAUGUUUUUAAAACACGAGGUGGUGGACAGUCUGUUCAGUUCACUGAUAUUGAGACUUUAAAACAAGAAUUACCAAAUGGUAGUCGGAAACGAAGAUCGGCCACGAUGGUACCUGCCCAGCCUGAUGGUACAGAGUCUGAAUGGACUGAUGUAGAAACAAGGUGUUCUGUGGCCGUGGAGAUGAGAGCAGGAUCUCAGCUGGGACCUGGAUACCAGCACCAUGCACAACCCAAGCGCAAGAAGCCAUGAACCGACAGUCCUGUAUAGCAAAAGAGCGUCCCCUUCAUGUGCAUUUCUGCAAAACUUGCCAGAACAGUCUUCUGAGUCACCUUGCAGAAGUCCAGCUCUGCGUGACAGGACUGACCUCAGCUGCUUCAUACAGUGGCCUAGAACAAAAUGCUCCCCAGUUCCAAAGAUAGCCAGGACCCGCACUUCUUGUGUCACAUGUCUUGCCAUAUUUAAUGUUAAUAGCAGAGGAACCACCCCCCUUUUGUACUGCUCUAUGAACUUUUUUUAAACAGUGCUUUUUUUGUAUAUUUCUUGUACACUUAUAAACUAAUUCAACCAAGUGUUUUGCUUGGGUAAUUAAGGAAGAAAAUAUCUAGAUCACACUUUUUUAUUGUAACUUUUCCAGCUCUGGUUUUAUAAGCAGAACAAACGCAGCUGUUGACUAGCUGCAAGAAUGCACUUUACACAUGCUUGACAAUGCACAGUGACUGGCCAAUGGGAAAACUGUUUGGGGAUUUGGAAUUUGGUAUGUAUAUAUUCAUUUUCUGACAUUUCCUGCAAAAAGAAUUGAAAUAAAAAUCACUAAGA
This is a messenger RNA of Castor canadensis (American beaver), 1778 nucleotides long. NCBI's taxonomy places the organism in Eukaryota, Metazoa, Chordata, Mammalia, Rodentia, Castoridae. The record is from RefSeq and is a predicted model, not a curated record.